Molecule: messenger RNA, 1091 nt
Organism: Cercospora beticola
Lineage: Eukaryota; Fungi; Ascomycota; Dothideomycetes; Mycosphaerellales; Mycosphaerellaceae
Gene: RPS4
Product: 40S ribosomal protein eS4
Biological process (GO): translation
Cellular component (GO): ribosome; cytosolic small ribosomal subunit
Molecular function (GO): RNA binding; structural constituent of ribosome
Source: RefSeq, a predicted model, not a curated record
GAUUGCUUCCACUCCCCGUUCAGCGACGACACAACCACCCUUCGCCAAACGACAAAAUGGGUAGAGGACCAAAGAAGCACCAGAAGCGUCUGUCAGCGCCAUCGCACUGGCUGCUCGACAAGCUCAGCGGUAGCUAUGCGCCCAAGGCCUCGCCUGGUCCGCACAAGCUGCGCGACUGCAUGCCUUUGAUCGUCUUCAUUCGCAACCGUCUGAAGUACGCCCUCAAUGGCCGCGAGACCAAGGCCAUUGUCAUGCAGCGCCUGAUCAAGGUCGAUGGCAAGGUCCGAACCGAUCCUACCUACCCAGCCGGCUUCAUGGACGUGAUCUCCAUCGAGAAGACUGGCGAGAACUUCCGCCUCGUCUACGACACCAAGGGUCGCUUCACCGUGCACCGCAUCACUGAUGAGGAGGCUUCAUACAAAUUGGGCAAGGUCAAGAGAGUACAACUGGGCAAGGGCGGCAUCCCAUUCUUGGUUACGCACGACGCGCGCACUAUCCGCUACCCAGACCCGGCCAUCCGAGUCAACGACACCGUCAAGAUCAACCUCGAGACUGGCAAGAUCGAUGACUUCAUCCGCUUCGACACUGGUGUGAUCGCCAUGGCCACUGGUGGUCGUAACAUGGGUCGUGUUGGUGUCAUCACCCACCGUGAACGCCACGACGGAGGCUUCAACAUCGUGCACAUCAAGGACGCCAUCGACAACGAGUUCGCCACCCGUGAAUCCAACGUCUUCGUCAUCGGUCGUGAGAAGCCUUGGAUCUCCCUGCCAAAGGGCAAGGGUGUCAAGCUCACCAUCGCUGAGGAGCGUGACCGCAGACGCGCCUAUGCUCUUGCUGGCCACUAGAUGCAUUCUCAUUGUGGGGAUAAGCAGCGGAGUUGGGGUUGCGCGGGUUUUUAGAUCAGGUUCAAGAGUCCAAAAUUAAGAGACCAGACCUGCUAUGGAUGGGUAUGAAAUGAAGUGGAAGUCCCGCUUCCGGCGCUCCAAGUCAUGGCGUCGCUACGUCUGUAGCAUGUAUGAAUCAAAAAGUCAACGUCCCAGCUUCGAUUCAGACAUCUCCCGUAGUUCAUGGCCUUCUGACCACGUGCCUGG